Messenger RNA from Acipenser ruthenus (sterlet), 4323 nucleotides. RefSeq names its product coiled-coil domain-containing protein 146-like. The record is from RefSeq and is a predicted model, not a curated record. NCBI's taxonomy places the organism in Eukaryota, Metazoa, Chordata, Actinopteri, Acipenseriformes, Acipenseridae. Gene Ontology annotation, cellular component: cytoskeleton. The transcript is spliced from 19 exons. Bases 698 to 3556 code for a protein of 952 amino acids.
ACUUCCACAGUGGGAGCGGCCAUUUUGGUUUUGCUGCAGUUCACCGACUCUCAACCCCGGUGACCCGCCGGUCAAUUUAACAACAGUUCGUUGAGCAACUCCUGGUGACUUUAACACCGGUUUGGUGAAUCCGCUUUACAUAGGUGCAUGCAGCGGUCAAUUUAACAACGCACCCUACCAUUCUUACCUUUAAGAGAAACCGGACUACGCUUACCAAAAUGCAUUGGGUUUGUGAGUUGAAAAGCACGGAACUAUCCCAAACUGUCCCGCUGAACACUGAGCCAUAUGGCCACCUUAAUUAGAAGUUGUAAAACAAAUCAUGACAUGACAUGUUGACGCAGUCCUUAAAUACUAUUUACAUGUUUUUAAUCCACAGUCAAGGAAAUAAAAUCCAAUUUAAGGCUAGCUUUACAAAAAAAGGACAAAUAUCGAGUGUCACAGAUAAGGACUACAUUAACCACACUGCGACUAUGUGGUGUAAAAAAAAUACAAAUCACAACCAGGGAAAGGCUGUGAUUGUUGGUUGUCAUGGGAACGUUUUUGCAGCUUGCAACAAAAAAGCUACAAAUAGCAGCAAAGGCUGGUUGAUCAGAAGUUUAUUGAACCCAAAAAGCGAUAUUCUUUUAUAAUAAUAGCUAUUUAGGAGUUUGUUUCUUCUGGUUGCACUUUUCUGAUGUUUUUCGAGAAUUAAUUGGCCAUGAGUACCAAUGAUGAGAGCUCUCAUCGCAGUGAUGAUGAAGAGGAAAGCCAGGAAAAGCCGAUUUCUGCAAUUGCUCCCCAAGUGAACUUGCAAGAAGUGCCAGCAGAUGUCUCUGCAAGCCCUGCAUUUCAGUGUCUAGAUGAGCUGUUUUCCAUUGGAAAAAUAAGAGGAACCAGAGUUGCUGAGCUGAAGGCCAGUUACACCUUGCUGCAUGAGACUUUAAAAAGUACGCAGCAGUCAGAGAUCCAGAUGCUGCAGGAUGCUAAACACUUUACAGCACAAAUUGAGAGACAGAAACAGGAGCUGGAGCGGGCUGACCACUUUCCUGAAGGCUUUGACACUGAAGUCAGUAAGAUGAGACAGCAGCUCUUGAAGCUUCAGAAUGACCUUAAUGAGGCAGAGGAGAUCAACUAUAACCUGCAGUAUAAGCUUGAGAGCUUACAUGAGGAAAAGAAAAUCCUGGAAAGAGAAUAUGGAAAGAUGCCAAAACCAGGUGAAUUAGAGAAGAAAACUAAGGUUUUAAAAGAUAACUGUGAAGAGCUGCGUAAAGAGAUUGCCCAAAGGAAACUGGAAAUUGAAGCAUUGAAAGAAGAUAUGGAGGGCAAGCAGAGACAAAUCCAACGUGAGCAAAAAGAGCUGGAUGAGAGAAAAGAUACCCAGGAAGAUCUAAAGGCUGAACUAGUCCGACUGCAGUUCAUUACAGUCCAACUUGGGAAGGAGAUUGAGAGAAUAAACCGAAAAAAUAUGGAUGUGCAAAAAAAGAAAACCGAGCUGGAAGAGCUGAUCUCUGAACUAAGUAUUGCUCAGAAACAAACUGAGACCAAAUUCCGGAUGAUAGGAGAUGAGAAACAAGAGGUCAUGAAGGAGCUGGAUGGGAAAAGGGCACUGCUGGAGGCCCAAGAACGUGAGCUGAACAAACUGAUGAAAGAACUGGAAACAGGAAAAGAGAAUGAAGUACUAGUUAUGGGAGAAAGAGCUAUUCUGGAUCUGAAUUUACACCACCUUUUGAUGGAAAAGAAAACUCUACAUGACAGUGUGUCUCGGAAGCAGAGGGAGAAAGACAGAGAUCUGCGCAAUCUGAAGAAAAUGGAGUUGCAACUCAAGUUGGCUAAUGAUGCAUUAGCACAUAUUCAGUCUCUGCAUGAGAAAGAAAAAUCCCAGAUGGAUGCCUUCCCCAAGGAUGAUGGUACUCAGUUAGAAAGAAGAAAAGAAUUGCAAAAGGAAGUUGAAAUGAUAAAGCAAAACUUGGCACAACAGCAAUCCCUGACAGAAGUGGAAGCUCGUAUGGUGGAGCAGUGCAUUGCUGAGGAACACAACCUUGUUGAGGAACUGAAUCGUUACCGAGAGGAAGUGAUUCAGCUUACCCGACUGGUCCAAAUCAAGACUGACGAGCGAGAGCAGAAAUCAAGGGACUUUGUUAAAGCUGAGCAAAGAGUCAAUCGCACCAAACAAGAAGUUAAAGCUAAAAGUCUGGUAAUACAGGAGCACAAGAAGAAAUAUCAGGAAAUUAAAGCGAGACUACAUUCAUUUUCAAAUAUAUAUGACAUCCUAAAGAAUGAGAGGAAUAAAUGUGUUAACCUCAUCCAGACAGCCUCACAGAAAGCAGCAGAAAUGAGGGAGAAAUCCAAAAUCCUGGAGAAUGAGAUUGAAAUUCUGAUGACCGCUGCCUUUAAAAAAGAAAGUCUACUCCAGAAAUCCAAGAUGAAACAUCUCAAUAGCCAAACAGUGAGAGAUAGCAUAAGAAGCGACAUCUCCAAAGUGAGCGACACCCUGUACGAUCUGAGGGACAAGAGGGAGGAGCAAAAAAUGCACAUCGGCAAACUUUCCACUAUGAUCAGCCAGGCCGAGGAAAAGAUGGUGCAGCUGCAAAAGAUGUAUGAAACUGCAGUACAAAAUCGCAAUGACAGGGGAGUACAAUUAAUUGAGAGAGAGGAGGAAGUCUGUAUUUUCUUUGAAAAGGUGAACAUUCAAGACACCCUAAUACAAAAUGGAAAUCUUGAGGUACAAGCCAUUGAGGAGGAGAUUCGUUUUCUGAAAUUACUGAUUGCUGAAGAGGAGAGGCAGAAUGAGCAGAUACGUAAAAGCCUGCCACACCGACGAGCCCUCGAAGCAGACUUGGUUGUGCUGCAGAUACAGUUCUCACAGUGCCGGGACAGAACAUUAGAGCUGGAGAAAAAAGUGGCAGAUCCUUGCAAAGAGAAUCGAAUGCGGUUACUUGAGGGAAAAGAUCCAUCACACAUGGAGCUCAUCACAAAGGCAGAAGAGCUUGAGGUGCGGCUGGGAGAAAAAGAGGAGCUCCUGCUUGAAAAGGACCUGAUUUACGAGCAAGUGACGAGGCUUUCUCAACGAGUCCGGACCAAAGCUGAGAGUGGCAAACAAGACACACUGGCACUGGCAAAGAAUGUGAAUGAGCUUCAGAACAAGAUUAAAGAGACCACAAGGAAGAUGAUGGCGCUGGUGUCAGAGCUGUCUAUGCAGCAGGCCAAUGCAAUGAAGAUGCAGCAGGAGGUGCAAGAGAAGGAGCAAUUCCUUGAGUCCUGUCACAUGAGGCUGGAGCAGGGCCUGCCUCCCAGUCCUGAAAUGGAGUUGGAGUGGCUCAGGACAGUGAGGGACCAACAGAGACGCAAUAAAGAGAAUGAAGAAAAAGCCAGGAUCAUGGAAGAGGAUCAGCAGUACCAAUUAGCAAAUGGUGUCUACACCACAUCUGAGCCCAGGCCCAAUGCCUAUAUCCCACAAGAAGAGGAUGCAUUGCCUCUAGCCCGUCCAUAUGGAGCUUUGGCUCCAUUCAAACCUACCGAACCUGGAGGGAACAUCAGACACAUAAGAAAGCCUGUUAUCAAACCUAUUGAAAUUUAAUCCUGCUGUUUAAGUAUAUCCUAAAGAGAAAUGUUUCUGUUAAUUUACAAAAUAAGAAAAAGUCAAUCAUAAUGUGCUAUUGUAAAUUAUUAAACGUAUGCUGUAAAACAAAUGGUUUAGCAUUCAUUACACCUUAAUUCAACCAAAUUUGUUUUCUAAUGAAUGGCUCUAAAUAAGUACCAAUACCCAAAUGUUUCUGUCAGUGUAAAUGAACGGUUUCAAGUUUUAUUAUUAGGUUCUCGUUGUUGCUGUGUGAAGGGUUUGCCACACUAAAGAUUAUUGGCUGAAGUACAGUAUGCAGUUUUGCAACAGAAAAUAUAUUUUAUAGGUCACAGUAGGGGAGAGAGGUGAAACCUUCCUGCUCAUUUGGCUAGAUUCACAGACCUUGUAAGCACUAAUCUUUGACAACAUAAUGUUAACUUAGGUAAGGUUGCCCAAGAGUGCUAAAUUGGGGUCUGGAAAACUAGCCAUUUAUUCUUUUGAAUAUUUUACUUAGUAAGAUUGAAUAAGAACUAUGAAUCACAUGCUAUAUUUUAAAUCUUGCUGUGUUUGGAAGUCUGGUUUUGUACAAAGUCUAAGCACCCUUUCCCAAGCUGAAAUGUGUUUUUUUUUUUUUUUACUGUCAGUUUAAUUCAGUACAAAUACAUGUUAACAAUAUUCACUUUUAUUUUUUGCAUUCCAAUGUACCAAACUUAGAAAAAAUCCCUUUUAUGCCAGUUCCUCUUGUUAAUUGUGUUAUUCAAAUAAAUGCAUUGAUACAUACAUUA